Molecule: messenger RNA, 4648 nt
Organism: Salvelinus namaycush (lake trout)
Lineage: Eukaryota; Metazoa; Chordata; Actinopteri; Salmoniformes; Salmonidae
Product: neurabin-2-like
Exons: 10
Coding region: 432-2975 (847 amino acids)
Biological process (GO): calcium-mediated signaling; actin filament organization; neuron projection development
Cellular component (GO): postsynaptic density; dendrite; actin cytoskeleton
Molecular function (GO): actin filament binding
Source: RefSeq, a predicted model, not a curated record
UCAAGAGAUCAAAAUGAUGAUGAUGCUGCUGCUCUUGAAAAGGGAUUAAACUUAAUAAAUCUGUCGUCAGUGGAAAAUCCAGCGUUCAUUGGGUUACUGUUCUAGUUUUCUGCAGUGAUGUUUUUGUAACCAGGGCAUUUUCUCCAGGUUUUUCGUCAGGUUGGUGUUUUAAUUACUAGCGAGUUUGACUAAUGAAUGCAUCGUUUUUCACUUUCCUCCAUUCCAUAGGAUUGGGAUACUGGAUGCACGCGGCCUAAAACAAUAACCUUAGUUUUUUAUUCUCCUGCUAUUCAGUUCUAGUCGGCACGUAGGUUCACCGUCUCCCCAACAGAAUUGACUGUUGGUGAGAACGGACCGAUUUGUGCUGACAACCGAGGAAGAGAAAAGGAGAGAUGCCGUUGCUGAGCAGCCGUUGUGAAGCUUGACUGAUCAUGAUGAAGACCGAUACCUCAUCUUCCAAGAGCACCGGCUCUGGUUCGACGCUGAGGAGCCCAUCCCCGCACCGGAACGCAUACGAGGCGGGGAUACAGGCGCUGAAGCCUGUGAAGGACAAUGCUGCAAAUGGCGAUUAUAUGCAGGAGGGCCCCCGCGGCCGCCGGAGCUACGGCUCCAACGUGCACCGUAUCAAGAACAUGUUUCAGCAGAUGCAAGGCCCAGGGAGCACAUCUCCCGGCGGGGAGGGGGAGGGAGGGGAGGACCUGGAGAAGACUACUGAGAGAGUGCGUCUCUCCCUCCCCAGAGCCGGUAGCCUGAAUGAGAAUGUGGACCACAGCGCCUUGCUGAAGCUGGGAUCCACUGUCUCAGAGCGGGUUAACCGGUUCAACCCCAAUGCCAAAGAAGAGAACGGGCAGGCUCCCCUAGCCUCAUCACCCAGCUACUCCAAGCUGCAAGAGACACGGAAGAUCUUUGAACAACAACAGGCGGCACAGCAGCUGGAGCGGGAGAAGCAGGCCGCUGCCACCAACCGGGUCCUGCUGAAGACAGAGCGCACCUCUGGCCUGGGCUUCCAUGAUGGCAGGCUGGACGUGGUGGCCCGGUUCAACGGCAGCACAGAAUCCCUGGACAGCCUGGACACCACCGAGGCCGUGUCCCCCACUGUCUCCCAGCUCAGUGCUGUCUUUGAACGGGCCUCUGAGCUCCGCAACAACCUGCACCGCCUCUCCUCCACCCCUCCACUGCCCUCCCGGGGGGUCAGCACCAAGGUGGGGGUGCAGCUCAACUCCAAAAUCAUCUCCAAGAGGGCGAACCGUGCUUCUGCCCUCCCAACUGCCAGCCAGGAGGAAGAGGGUGGUGGGGGGCGCAGCCAGAGGGACCUGGAUGGUCCUCCCAGAAGCCUCAGGGCUAAGGCUGCCCCCUCAUCCUCCUCUACCGCCGAUGGCCUGAACGGAGGGCAGAAUGGAGGCCACAGUGGCCCGACACUCCCCGAGCCCAAAGAGGGCCGGGAUAAGACUGGAACCCAGGCCAAAGCUGAAGGCCAGUCUGAGGAUCACUCUAGUGACCAGGAGCCCAGCAGCACAUUAGUGAAAGCUGACAUCCACCACAUCUCUCUGGAGAAUGGGGAGAACAGUACAGAGAGCGAGGCCCAGGUGAGGGAGACCUCUCCCAAGGGCACUAGCAGUGAGAGAGGGAGGCAGGGUGGAGAUGGAGUGAUGGGCCAGGGGGGUACAGCGGAGGAGGGGGAAGAGAGAACUGUAAAGGAUCAGUCAGGGGGAGAACAGGUGGAUAUCAGAACAUACAGCGCAGUGGGGGAGGACUCUGGAGGGAGCCAGCGGGAUGAGGAAGAGGAGGAUGAAGAUGAGCCGUAUGAGCCUGAGUCCAGCUGUCAUGAGAAACCUGGGCUGCCUGAAGAGGAGGACCCUCCACCCAGCCGGAAGAUCUGCUUCAGCACGGGGCCUAUCAAGGUGUUUGCCACCUACCCCAACGAGGACUAUGACCGUCGGAAUGAGGACGUGGACCCCAUGGCUGCGUCUGCAGAGUACGAGCUGGAGAAGAGGGUGGAGAGGCUCCAUCUGUUCCCUGUCGAGCUGGAGAAAGAUGGGGAUGGGCUGGGUAUCAGUAUCAUUGGGAUGGGGGCGGGGGCAGACAUGGGCCUGGAGAAACUGGGAAUCUUUGUCAAGACGGUCACCGAUGGAGGAGCGGCGCACCGGGAUGGCAGGAUCCAGGUGAAUGACCUGAUAGUGGAGGUGGAUGGGACCAGUCUGGUGGGGGUCACCCAGACCUUCGCUGCCUCCGUCCUCAGGAACACCACAGGCACCGUCAAGUUUCUGAUUGGUCGGGAGAAGCCGGGCGAGCAAAGUGAGGUGGCCCAGCUGAUCCAACAGACCCUGGAACAGGAGCGCUGGCAGAGAGAGAUGAUGGAACAACGCUACAGCCAGUACAUGGACGACCAAGAGGAUGGUGAAUAUGGUACUGAUGAGGAGGAGGAUGACGAGGAGGAGGUCAGCCCCACGGAGCCGUCUGCCAUCGAGGUGUUUGACCUGGCUGAGAACGAGGACAUCUCUCCCCUGGAGGCGGACCCUGAGAAGCUGGCCCAUAAGUACCGGGAGCUUCAAAUAAAGCAUGCUGUAACACAGGCAGAGAUCCAACAGCUGAAAAGAAAGCUGAACCAUGCAGAGCAGGACAAGCAGCGCUGGCGUAUGGACAAGAACCAGCUGGAGCAGACCCUGCAGGAGAACAAGGAGCGCAUGGAGAAGCUGGAGGGCUACUGGAUGGAGGCCCAGAGUCUGUGUCAGGCUGUGGACGAGCACCUGAAGGAGACGCAGGGCCAGUACCAGGCUCUGGAGCGCAAGUACAGCAAGGCCAAGCGCCUCAUCAAGGAGUACCAGCAGAAGGAGAUUGAGUACCUGAAGAAGGAGACUCAGCGCUGUGUACAGGACAGGGCCGAGGCAUCACUGAAGGAGGAGUCAGGACAGCUCCAUGAACAGGUAGCAGAUCUGGAAUGCAGGGUUGAAGAGCUGAAAUCUGAACCUUUAUAAAAGCCUUGUUUCCUAUGUCUCUUCAAGAACAUUAAGUGGAUACCAGGAUGGUAUUGUAUUUGCAGUGGACCCAGGGUAUUUCUUGCCUCAAACUUUAGCUUGGUUUGCGGUUGCAUACAUGUACCCUCAGGCUUUGUAUUGCUGCAUAUAAUCUCUUUAUCUAACAAUCCUUUUAAUCCUGUUUUUGUUGUUUGUUUUGUGAAUAUUUCUGAUCUGGUAAUAUUGCCAAUGGCUACUGGUUUGUCUGAUAGUUUAAUCAACCAUUUUCUUAACAUUAAAAAAAAAUACUGGCAAGAACUUCUGUGGAGCUCUAACCGUUGCUGUUCCUCAUUUUUUUCCAGUGUUCAGUAUUUGGCCAUUUGAUAGAAAAUAGUGUUUGGGUGAAUUAGAAAACCAGGCUUUUGAUUUCAAUUGCAAAAACAAAUUCCUUUUCUUUUCUUUGUUUUGUGAUGUUUUAUUUUCUGGAAUUGUCAUUUUACAGCUGUAAUACUGUGUGGUUUAUCAAACAAAGUUUGGUUUGUAUAUAUUUUUUAUUAAUACAUGUAAAACAUUUAACAUGUAUGCACUAAUGGAGUCAAGCGUUGGUGCAUAUGAUAACUUAUGUGACUGAGGAAGACAUGUAAUUGUAAAAUGUUGACACUGGAGAAGAUAUAGAAUGAUUGUGUUGGUGCUUCACUGGAAUGUAAGGGAAAAUAAGAGAUACUGUCAGCUAUCCAUCUCCUUCUACAAUUAGAUCAGCAAUCCAACCGUUGCAGGGGUUUGUCACUCAACUUCAGUCGACUGCUGCCUACCUUUCAGAGUUAACAACCGUAGUGUGUAUUGUUAGCCAGUCAACUCCGCUAGCCAGUAAUGGCUACUGAUGCGAUUCAGUAAGAGCAUAGUAAACCUUCAGUAACAACCCCUUUCUUAAGUAACUGAACUUACAUAAAAUAAAUCAUUGUAAAAAGGACCAGAAGAGAGUUUCUAAAUCUGCUGUGCUACAAAGGGACAUGGACAAGAUUUGAAAUCUGAUCGUUUUUAAUUUUAUUGUGGAUGUUAUCAAAGAUGUGUUCAACACUGACUGAAUGGCAGACACUGGUGAUGGAAAGUGUUGGGAAACACAACUGGUGCAUGUUCAUUAGGAACCAAACAGAAUAAAAUGGACUGAAACAGGGAAGGACUAGGCCUAUCUGGACUUGUCCGUUGUGUACCCUAAUGAACACAACCAUGGACUUCGAUGGUGAUGAAACAUCACCAGCAGCUAUUGUGCACUCCCCAUUCCUCUGACUGUAGCACAUGGAAUCACUGCCAGGUAGUAUUCACCUGCUUCUUCACAGUUUUGAGGGAAACUUACUGUAAAAAGCCUAUUUGUGUCAACUCCCAUACCAGUGUGUUUGUAUAGUUAAGAUGACUGAAAUAUUUGAGUUGUUUAUAUGGUAAACGCCAUAUGUGAGGUAUUGUAUUAAAGCUGGUAAGAUAAGCAAUGCAAAGAAACGAGUGAUGAUGGAAAGAAAAACAGUUUAGAAUGGAUAUUUGUUGAAUUUCAGAGGCAAGACCUGGGUGAUUUCACAAAGAGUGUUAGAUCAUUUGAAGAAAUAUCUCAUGAGCAUGUUAUGUAUUUUCAUAAGAUUUUAGGCGUGUACAGGGCACAUGCUUUGCAUUAUAUGUUUUGUGGAAUAAAUGGUGAACCGUGA